This is a messenger RNA of Dioscorea cayenensis subsp. rotundata (Guinea yam), 2019 nucleotides long. RefSeq lists its product as uncharacterized. Bases 157 to 1806 code for a protein of 549 amino acids. Gene Ontology annotation, molecular function: protein binding. The transcript has 3 exons. NCBI's taxonomy places the organism in Eukaryota, Viridiplantae, Streptophyta, Magnoliopsida, Dioscoreales, Dioscoreaceae. The record is from RefSeq and is a predicted model, not a curated record.
UCUCACAAUACAUAGGAACAUGAGGAGACACUAGUGAGAAACAAAGAUACAAAGAAAGGAAGAGAUAUAGAGAAGAGACUUGAAGAAGCCUUCUCUUUAUCUUCUUCUUCUUCUUCUUCUUCUCUUAAAUUUGAAGAAGGUGAUGAUCUUGAGACAAUGCCUUCCUCUCCUUCUCUUCCCUCAGAGAAGAAGCAUUGGUGGCUAAGCAACAAAAAGGUGGUGGAGAAAUAUCUUAGAGAUGCUAGAGUAUUGAUAGCGUCACAGCAGACGGCGGAUGUCACGGCGGCGCUAGGACUGAUAGAGGCGGCGUUGGUGUUGGCGCCGAGGUUGGAGACGACGUUAGAGCUAAAGGCGAGAUCUUUGCUCUUUCUUCGCCGUUUCCGUGAUGUUGCUGAUAUGCUUCAGGACUACAUUCCUAGCUUCCGAGCCGCCGGAGAUGAUGAUUCCGGCACCUCCCUCUCCGGCGCCGGCUCGGCGGAGCAACUCCUCCCUAGAGAACGAGCCAAGUUGCUCUCCUCCGGCGAGGAGAGAUCCGACGGUGAGCGUUCAUUUAGAUGCUUCUCUGUUGCUGAUCUCAAGAAGAAGGUUAUGGCAGGGUUGUGUAAAAACAGUGAAAAAGAAGGGCAAUGGAGGUACUUAGUUUUAGGCCAAGCUUGCAGUCAUUUGGGGCUAAUGGAGGAUGCAAUUGCUCUACUUCAAACCGGCCGGCGACUUGCCACGGCAGCAUUCCGGCGAGAGAGCGUAUGCUGGUCCGAAGACAGCUUUUCGUUCACCGAUAACCCUUCGAUCCCUCCGCCGCCAUCCUUACCGUCUUCCGAGUCUGAGGCCGCAUCUCACCUUGUUUCCCAUAUAAAAUUCCUUCUUCGUCGUCGCGCCGCAGCAAUUGCAGCCCUUGAUGCCAAUCUUCCAAAUGAAUCUGUCCGACAUUUUUCGAAAAUCCUCGAUGGCCGGCGAUCGGUCCCGCAAGCAUUCGCUGCCUAUUGCUUCGUCGGCCGGGCAUCGGCCUAUCGCGCUGCAGGGCGAUUAGCUGAGGCAAUAGCCGAUUGUAACCGUGCGCUCGCAUUGGAUCCUGCAUCAAUUCCGGCCCUUCGUGAGCGUGCGGACUUGCUUGAGGCUGUUCGCUCGCACGCUGAUUGUCUACAUGAUCUCGAUCAUCUAAAAUUGUUGUAUGACUCAAUUUUGAGAGAUCAGAAGCUCCCCGGCCCGGCUUGGAAGCCGCAUUAUGACGUUCGGUACCGUGACAUUCCGAGCAAUCUAAGGACAUUGACAGCAAGAAUUCAGCUGCUUCGGUUACGGGUUGCGGCCGGAGAAGGUAGUAAUGUGGAUUACUACGCAUUAAUUGGAGUUCGUCGAGGAUGUUCUAGGUCAGAAUUGGAGCGAGCGCAUCGACUGCUUUCGCUUAAGCACCGGCCAGAUAAGGCCGGAGGGUUUGUAGACCGAUUGGAGUUUGUGGAAGAACAUAGAGAGCUUGAUGAAAUCAGGGAUCAGGCGAGGAUGUCGGCAUUGUUGUUGUAUAGAUUGCUUCAAAAGGGGUAUUCGAGUAUAAUGGCGACCGUGAUGGAGGAGGAGAUGGCAGAGAAAAUGCGGGUAAGGGAGGCGGCUGCGGUGGUGGCGGCAAUGAAAGUUAGUGUGGCGGCGGAAAAGGUGGUGCAGGAAGAGAAGGCGAAAACUACGACAAUGACUCCGGCGUCGGCACCGGUGUAUCAAGGGGUGUUUUGCCGGGAUAUGGCGGCGGUGGGGAGUUUGUUGGCUCAGGUGGGAUUCAACAGGGCAAUUCCGGUGAAGUAUGAGGCGCUCAGUUGUUGAGGAGGGAAUGGAAGUUUAAAUGUGGAGGGAAAGGGUGGAAGGUUUCAAUUAUUUGAAUUUUUUUUUUUAAUAUAUUUUGGAGGGAUGGUUGUAUGUACAGUGUUGGGUGGUUUUGAGGGGGGAGUUUUGUUCUAAGUCUUUCUUUUUUAGUUGUUUUUUUUUCCUUUUUUAUUAGUACUUGUCCUUUUAUAAUUUGGCUUAUGUUUAUUACUU